GUUGCCUUGACAAUGUCAGUCCUAGCUGGUAGAAGAGACUAAAACUCCUCUGAGCAACUGAAGUUUCCUUAUUCAGUUGAAGAUUGCUAUGUGUAACUGAAGUUGUAGUUUGCUUCUCUUGUUAAUCUACUUUCCACUCCUCCCACCCUUGUUCUCUUAAGAACAUAGUACAGAUUGGUUAGAAAUAGUAGUAUCUUCCCCUCCCCAAGCGCUACCUGUUCCUUCUUGCUUUGGACUGUCUGCACCUCCUGAAGAUUUUACAGCCAUGCUGGACUGCAGUGACUGUGUUCUAGACUCAAGAAUGAACAAUCCGUCAGAAACCAAUAAAUCUCCUAUGGAGAGUGGAGAUGCCAGCUCAGGCACGCAAACCAAUGGCCUGGACUUUCAGAAACAGCCCGUGCCUGUUGGAGGAGCAAUCUCCACAGCCCAGGCCCAGGCUUUCCUUGGACAUCUUCACCAGGUCCAGCUAGCUGGGACAAGUUUACAGGCUGCUGCUCAAUCUUUAAAUGUACAGUCUAAAUCUAGUGAAGAGUCCGGAGAUUCACAGCAGUCAAGCCAGCCUUCCCAGCAGCCUUCAGUACAGUCGGCCAUUCCCCAGACUCAGCUAAUGCUGGCUGGAGGACAGAUAACUGGGCUCACAUUGACCCCAGCCCAGCAACAGUUACUACUACAGCAGGCGCAGGCUCAGGCCCAGCUCCUGGCCGCUGCAGUGCAGCAACACUCCGCCAGCCAACAGCAUAGUGCUGCUGGGGCCACCAUCUCAGCCUCCGCUGCCACACCUAUGACGCAGAUCCCCCUGUCUCAGCCCAUACAGAUUGCACAGGAUCUUCAACAAUUGCAACAGCUUCAGCAGCAAAAUCUCAACUUGCAACAGUUCGUGUUGGUGCACCCAACCACCAACUUGCAACCAGCACAGUUUAUCAUCUCACAGACCCCCCAGGGCCAGCAGGGUCUCCUGCAAGCGCAAAAUCUUUUAACGCAACUACCUCAGCAAAGCCAAGCCAACCUCCUACAGCCACAGCCAAGCAUCACCCUCACAUCCCAGCCUACCACCCCAACUCGCACAAUAGCAGCGACCCCAAUUCAGACACUUCCACAGAGCCAGACAACACCAAAGCGAAUUGAUACUCCCAGCUUGGAGGAGCCCAGUGACCUUGAGGAGCUUGAGCAAUUUGCCAAGACUUUCAAACAAAGACGAAUCAAACUUGGAUUCACUCAGGGUGAUGUUGGGCUCGCUAUGGGGAAAUUAUAUGGAAAUGACUUCAGCCAAACCACCAUCUCUCGCUUUGAAGCCUUGAACCUCAGCUUUAAGAACAUGUGCAAGUUAAAGCCCCUUUUAGAGAAGUGGCUAAAUGAUGCAGAGAACCUCUCAUCUGAUUCUACAGCAUCUAGCCCAAGUGCUUUGAAUUCUCCAGGGUUGGGGGCUGAGGGCUUAAAUCGUAGGAGGAAAAAACGCACCAGCAUAGAGACCAACAUCCGUGUGGCCUUAGAGAAGAGUUUCAUGGAGAAUCAAAAGCCUACCUCGGAAGAUAUCACCUUGAUUGCUGAACAGCUCAAUAUGGAAAAGGAGGUGAUUCGUGUUUGGUUUUGUAACCGCCGCCAGAAGGAAAAAAGAAUCAACCCGCCCAGUAGUGGUGGGACCAGCAGCUCACCUAUCAAAGCAAUUUUCCCCAGCCCAGCCUCACUGGUGGCAACCACUCCAAGCCUUGUGACAAGCAGUACAGCAACUACCCUCACAGUCAACCCUGUCCUCCCCUUAACCAGUGCUGCCGUGACUAAUCUCUCUCUCACAGGCACUACAGACUCCACGUCCAACAACACGGCCACCGUGAUUUCCACAGCACCACCUGCUCCCUCAGCAGUCACAUCCCCUUCCUUGAGUCCCUCUCCUGCCUCAGCCUCCACCUCUGAGGCCUCUAGUGCCAGUGAGACCAGCACAACACAGACCACCUCCACGCCUCUAACCUCCCCUCUCGGAGCCAGCCAGGUGAUGGUGACAGCGUCCGGCUUACAGACAGCAGCUGCCGCUGCUCUCCAAGGAGCUGCGCAGUUGCCAGCAAAUGCCAGUCUUGCUGCUAUGGCUGCUGCUGCUGGACUCAGCCCAGGCCUCAUGGCACCCUCACAGUUUGCUGCUGGAGGUGCCUUACUUAGUCUCAAUCCGGGGACUCUGGGUGGUGCUCUCAGCCCAGCCCUGAUGAGCAACAGUACACUGGCAACGAUUCAAGCUCUUGCUUCUAGUGGCUCUCUUCCAAUAACGUCUCUGGAUGCAACUGGGAACCUGGUAUUUGCCAAUGCAGGAGGAGCCCCAAACAUCGUGACUGCCCCUCUGUUCCUGAACCCUCAGAACCUCUCUCUGCUCACCAGCAACCCAGUAAGCUUGGUUUCUGCCGCUGCAGCCUCCACAGGGAACUCUGCACCUACAGCCAGCCUUCAUGCCUCCUCCACCUCAACUGAGUCCAUCCAGAACUCUCUGUUCACAGUCGCCUCUGCCAGUGGGGCUGCUUCCACCACCACAGCUGCCUCCAAGGCACAAUGAGCUGGGCGCAGAGCUGGGCUGCCACAGGCUUUCCUCAAUGCAGGGUGAUAGGCUGGUAUCAGCUGCUUAAGAAAAUGACAGCUGUCAUUGGCUUCCUCCCACCAUGUUGUGAGGAGGAGGAAGACAUGGAGAGAAGAAAAAAAAAUUACACAUACCAGAAAAAAAGAAGAAUGGAGACAGGACAGCAUUUGCCUAAUUUUAUAAUAAAGCAGUAUCUUUCCGGGAUUGCUUCAUGGAUUGGAGAACUUUCUAACCAAAUGUUUUAAAGAAAAAAAAAAAAAAAACAGAAACAGAAAAUCAAAAACAGACAGACAAAAAUAAGUGAAAGGACUACUUAGCAUUUCCAGCAGUCCUGAUGACAAGCUAAGGUGGGUCACCAGUUCCAGGAGAGGGAGGGCUUCUUUUUCUUUUUUGUUGUUUUGUUGUUGUUGUUGUUUUCUUUUUUUUUUUUCUUUUUUAUUUUAAAUCAUUUUUAUAGGUCUGUUGUACAGGCCAUUAAGUCAUAACAAGGUGUUUAUAAUCGUAUCAAUUGUGUUGGGGGUUCCUUUCUUAACUGGUACAAUUUAGGCAGGCCUGUAUUACUGUAUCUCUGAUAUUGUUUAUUUGUUUAUACAUAUAUAUAUAUAUAUUGAACAUGUUUAUCUCUUGCUCCUGGAUCCUGUUUCAGUGAGCUCCCACACUGUGGGGAGGGAGGGUUGGGAUAAAAGGAGACUUACGUUCUUAACUUUUGGGAAUGUUGUCGCUGGUUUCCUUAUCCUUGAUGACUCUUACAGAGGUGCUAGAAAAUGAUUUUCUUUUGCCACUUAUGCAAGAGGCUUGGUGCAGAAGCUGAAGGCAGUGUGUACAAGCACUCCUGCCUCAUGCACGCCCUCCCCAUCAGGCGGUGCCUUUGGAGCACUUGUGUGUAGGAAGGAAUUCCUGCUGAACCGUGGCUCUCUCACUCACCCGAAUCAUUGAGCAGCCUGAGGCCCAGACCCUGUGGUGCAACAGUGAGCUUCCUUCUACUUCCCAGGGAACAGCUGUGCCUGUUGCAGGGCAGGGUGUGGUUCCGAAGAGCAAAGACUACUGCAGACACCUGACUUGGUGGCUCUCUUGAUUUCUUAUCUCUUAAAAAAAAUGCUCCUACUGUUAGUGUGUGUUUGUUUGCUUGUUUGUUUUUUUCAUUUUAUGAAAAUUUUUCAUCUAAACUUCCUUUUAUUUACUUGGUCAGAAUCAAAUUGACAUACUGAAAUUGGGCAACAAUUCUCUCCCUUGUUUUCUAAAGCAAUUCUGUUGGACUGUUUUCUACUAAUUAGGUGUCCCAGAGUGGUCAAUAUGAAGAGCCUGAGUUUGCCACCGUUUCCUCUAGAGAGUCACAGACUUCCUGUCCACUGAGUGGGUCACAAGUUUCUCCAAGCCUGAGAUUUUCCUCAGUUCUCUGAUUGACAGAGGCCCUUUCCUGGCUGGGCAAGGGAUCUGUACAACUUCAGAAUUAUGCUGAACAGGAACUUCUCAGCCUCAAGUGUCUCUUGGUUUGUUAGGCCCCUGCUAGGUAGAUCUGAUGACGACAUGAAUCUCCUAUUUGAUGUAAAAAAGUGAUUUGCUCCUGUAAUUGCUUUCAGGGUGUUUCUAGACUACAUAAAUGAGCCCAUUGAAAAGGAAGAGCUUGUGAAAAUGGAUGAAGAUGGAUGAGGGUAAUUUAGAGACUAAAUUUCCCCAUUUGCCAAUGUCCUCUUAUUAUACUGUCUGUACGAGCGUUUUCACAAUGACUCUGGGUCCCUGCAGUGGAGCUCUAAGUUGCCCUUACUGGAGUCAAAGGUUCCCGUGUGGUGUCUGAGGGCACUUGCUUCAGUUCCUGGUGGUCUGCACUUUGAACUGGGAGUGACUCUUAUACUUUGCUUAUGCCACAGGAAACUCGGAUUCUGUGCAUUGGUUUCUCUGCAGAGAAAGAUCCAGAGAGGCAGUAGCAGACACAAAUGUGUUCCUUUGCUGUUUUUCAUUUGGGAGACAGUCAUAUUAAUAUUAAAGGUCGGAAACACUUGGUCCCUUUAAUUUUUUUUUUUUUUUUUUUUUUUAAGUUCCUUUUGGUUACUUCCCAGAGUAUUUAAUUUCGCCCCUGAAUAAUUUCUUUUACCCUUAAUUUUUCCUAAAAUCCCUCCAAAAAUCAGUGAACUGCAAGCAGGGAAACUCAUUGAUGCUCAUCCACCUAUUUUGUAUGGUGUGGGUGUUUUGUUUGUUUUGUUUUGUUUUGUUUUUUUAAACUAAGCUUGAACCAAAGUCAAUUUUUAGCGAGCUGCUGUACUGAUGGACUAGAUAUAAUGUGCAGUUCAAACACAUUGAGGAGAUAGAUGCUACUGACAAUUCUUACUCAUUUUUCUUGAUUAAUUUUAUGUGAAAGUUGCUGCUUGUUUUUAAUCUUUUAUGUUGGUAAAUUGUAAUACCCUCUGGGCAGACAUUACCUUGAUUUUAGCUAGUUUGUUUAAGUCAGUGUGUAAAUAGGAUGGCGUGUCAGUUACUACUUCUCCCCUCCCCACCAGCCUUUUCUCUCUUGGUAAUUUAAUGUUUUGUCUUGACUUAACACUCUAACCUUGGUCUGUGCAUGUGGUUUUAGGCCUGUCAAUACUGUUUCUGCCCCUAGCAGAGUGUCCCUCCCUUGGGAGUGAAGAGGUUAGGAGGAAAAAUUCAGGGAGAGAAAUGCUGAUUACCUACCAGACAGAUUAGAAGUUAUAGCGUUAAUUUCCAGAAUUGCUACCACAGGAAGUGGAGAGUCCCAGGGCUCUGGCCCAGGGAUGAAGGAGGACAGAGCAGGACCGUUCCAUCCUACGUGCUUAAAAGGAUCUUUUUCCCAAAUAAGAGUCCGCUACAGACUUUGAUUUUAAAAAUGAUACUAAGUUUUAGGUUUUCGUCAGUCCUCCUGUGUAGUCUCUAUAGGGUUGAGAAAGGAUUGCUGCCUUUUAUGUAGUUCAGUUUUGAGGAUAGACUUUAAAACCAGCAUAAAUACUGUAUUGAGAAGAAAAGGAUCUUUAGAUAAAGAUAACUUUAAUUUUUUCCUCCCCUUUUUCAUGUGUUUAAAAUUAAAUUGUAAAAUGAAAGGUACUUUAUACAUAUGUAGACAUGAAACACUACUAAAGCUUUCUGGUGGGUGUUCAGGCUAAAAUACCUUCCGCCACGAUCUCUAAAUGUUCUGUUCACCCUACUAUACACAAACCCUUUGCUAGUUUUUACUUGAUAACAUCUUUUUUUUUUUUUAAUCUCAAAUGCUUUUUGAACUGACAACUGUCUUCUAAGGUAAAGUACUCAGACUUAAAACAUUCAGCUGCCUUGUAUGAGAGAGUACAGAAACUAAAGGGCUCACUGGACUACAAGACACUUAUAGUUGAGUUUCUGCAUUUCUUGAAUAAACAGCAGAUAGGUUGUUACAACCUGUUAUUUCAUUCUUGUUUUCUACCCCUUGAUAUUUAUGUUUGCUUUAUUUCAUCCCUAAAUUUAGUUAACAGAUAGUAAGCCAAAGACUAACUUUAAAUACGUUUUUGAGGAUUCUAUAUUUGCCUGUGAUAAUGGCCCUCCCUGGAGAGUAGUGAAUGUAAUUGUUUAAUCCUGUUUAAGCAAUGCAGUUUGGCAUAAACUUUAUUUAUUUCCUGUGUAAAUUUAAAUGACAACAGAAAAAUCUAUAAGGCUUCUCACGAGCAGUCUUUCUGUCCUAGGAAUAGUGACGUGCUCUGUUUCCUUGAAUGUCUCUGAAGCCCUAUAGGCAGCUCCGUAAAAUGAGGAAACAUGAUUCCUAGCCAUUUACUUCCUUUUAUCUGUUGUCAGAAAAGUCAGCACCAUCCUGUUUAUGGAACUUGUUACUCCAAAAUGGAACCAAAGGAAUCCGGCUUUUAUCUUGUGUAGGACCAGCCUAUUUAUAUUUCAUAAGCUUUAUUAGAAAAUUUUUAAAGGGAUAACAAUUAAAAGGUUUUAGGUGUGAUCAUCUUGCCAAUAUGUUCUAUAUCAUCAUUCAUUUGUUUUAGGGAAAAAGCACAAUUAUACCUCUCUAAUAUUAUUGUGUCUAUUAUCUAUUCUUCAAUUAUUAGAAAGAUACGGAAAAUAAUCUCUUCACUAUCCAGAAGCACAGGUUUUUGCUUGACAAUAUUUCAGUUCAGCUCAGUCAUUAACAUUUAACUUGCUGGAAAUGCCAGGUACAUUUGUAAAUAUAGGGAUAUUAUGUAAGGAAAAGUUCUUCUUACGCCAUGUCAUCCUCACAAAUCUUUCUUGACCAAGAGAAUAAGGUCGUUGACCUAGGAAGGCAAAGAGACAUCUAUUUUCUGUUCUUCCCAAGAGGGGAGAAAUACUGCCCUAGUGUGCGGAAGACACUCUCCACUGGUGGCCUGGGCUGACCUGGCCCUGCGAAAUGCAGACCAGUCUAUAACCUGAGGACCUGUAAGACAGAAGGAAGAGCUUCAGCAGCUUGGCAAGAGAGCUUGAACAGAGACCUUAAACUGACCUCUGAAGCUGAUGGACAUAAAGUGUAGUUAUUCCUCAGACUCUAUUAGAACUGUAAACAUUUAAGACUUCAGUUCUAAUGCAAGGAAAAUACUUAAAAGACCUGAAACCCAUAAUUAUACAAGCGGGCAGAAAUUGAUGUAAUAAUUUAUUUGUAACUGUCCCGAGUUCUCUUUCAUUUGUGGGUAUGAACAGUAUUUACCAUGUCAUAUUGUUCAUAUAAAAAGAUCCAUGACUAUUUUGAAAUCAUUUUCAGAUUCUUGUAAAAACAAGACUUUCCUAAUAUUUUUGAUUUUGAGGAAGAAAAGUAAUUCUUCCUUGCCAUUCCUCUGAGAAUAAGACACUGUUCCACAGGUUUGUACACACAAGCAUAAGGCAGACAUAAGUCCCUUGAUUAUGAAAGGUUGGUGGAAUGCUCUUAGCCACCUCCUCCUUCUCUUCAUCUGUGGAGAGUAAGUGUAAAGUUUUCCCAGGGUGGGCAGGGGCCUCUUGUCAGCAGUCGACCAGUCCGUACUCAUGUCUGAUAGCAUUUGUGAACUAGGGUUUCUUCCCGCCAUCAUUCUAUUCAUGAACCAGUAAGCCAGUUCCUUAGUUUGACUCUUCUGCUUUUGGCCUCUGCUGGAAGCAGUAAGCUUGAGUAUAUCACGUGUCGGUUCAGUGAUCUGGAUCUCUGCUUCUUCCUUUCCCUUUUUCCUUUGAAUGGUGAUACCUUAAUCUGUGAGAAUAAUGCUCGUGGGUAACAGCUUCUGGCACCUUCAUAAAAUACCUCAGCGUAGCAUAGCGUUGUUACAGAACUGCUUUUAGACUGAAAAACCAAAUAAGUAUAAGAAAAAUCUUUAUAAAUAGUGGAAAUAAUUCUAGCUGUAGUAUUUAGUUGAACUAAUGUUCAUUAUGAUUGAUAAACAUGAUUGAUGCUGUAUGUAUUUGGGAUCCUGUUUAUAGAGUUAGGAGGGUUGGGUUGGGAGAAAGGAGAAAUUGAUUAUGUUAGGAGGAAAAUGUUGCUUGUGUGUAUUUGUUUUUCUUUAUAUCUGUCUUGCCAAAGGAAACUUGGUAUUCCCUAUGAGUGGGUUGGGGGUUUGAGGCCUCUCUGUGAUCUAUGUGCAGCGCAGUAUGCAGAACCAUGCAGGUGGUAUAUGGGGUAUCCAGCAGGUUCAGGAUGCCCAGGGGCAGGUUUCAACCCUUCCUGUCUGUGGCUAUCAUGUUCUUGCCCCAAGACCUGCCAGGCUCUCCUGAUGAUCCAUUACCUCUGUACAUAGCUAAAACUUUGGCAAAGGAAGAGUAUGCACAUGUCUAGGUGUGCAGGUGAAAAGAGGCAGAUAUGGACGUGUACCCGAGGAAUGGAGAGGUGAGUGAUAUAUGUUGAUGUAGGAAAAUUAACGUGAAAUGAGUCAUCUUUUGUCAUGUUAGUGAUUGCUGUGCUAGUCAUAGCCCAACAUUUGUAAAACUAUUUCCUUUUCUUAUACCAAGGAUAAUUUUAUCUAGACCAAAACACAAACAAAAGAAAACCAAGCCAAGAAGUUGAAAGCUAACACAAGUCACAAGCUAACCCCACCCUAUACUAAGGUAUAAGGUGGGGCAUUUAAGGACUGGGUGAUGAGAUGGAAGAAGAGUUGUCCUUUCUAACAGGAAAUGUGAAUGAGAAAUUUUGUUGGUUUAGGAAAAACUUAAAAAACUUUUCUGCCCUUGUUCUGGGACAGACUUUCUUGGCUCCCUGAGUUCUGAUGUAAACUAUAUCUCAAGAACUAAUUUGUUUAGCAUGUCCCAUCUCACAAAACUUGAGUGGGAUUUGACUUUGAUACCAAAGACACUGCUAUACCAUUGCUUCUCCUUAAGCUUUCCAGAUACUCACAGACCACAGAGCAGAUGCUGAGGUUGGAAAGCUUCGUCUCUGUUCUUCCCAUUGGCCUCACCCCUUCCUCACUUUUGGAAGAUAUCUUUUUGGUUACUCUGGCUUUGGGAAGAGAUCGAUUUUGUUCCUCCCAGCUGCUCUGUUAAGAUUGGUAGAAAUGCUCGGCAUAGCAUUGAUACUCUUGCUGAGAAAGAAACUUGGGAGUGCAAAAAAAUAGUAGUAGAACUUUUAUUUAACCUUUAUCUAGUUCAUACAAAUAAAACUAGCCCAUCCAAGCUGUUAAAGUAACAGUCAGGGUUUAGUUAUGAAGAGCAGACUACAGCCGAAUGAUGUUUUCUUCCUCCCCUGUGGAGCUGUUUUGCUCCACAGUAUUUUAGGAUAUGGCUGCUGGGAGGUUAAGUUCAUUGUGUAGGCACACAAUGAUAAACACAGACAGGGAGAGAGGGAAGACCAACAACCGUGAUCAGGUUGCUAAACUUCAUGAAAGCUUUACUCAUUAUCAUUCUGACUUUAUGUAAAGUAGUUUUAGUGCUGUGUGGUUCUUUUUCAAAGCGUUAGGUAGGUUUGUAUGGUAUAGGGAUAUUAAAGAUAAGAGCACUGAAACAAAUGCUGUGGGAAACAGUGUGUGCAUCAUGAACACCAUUUCAGCUAUGAAAGUGACGCUCCCAGGUUCAGGGAGGGAAACAGUUUACGAUCCUUCUGCAUCCCUGAGUCUGCCUACACUGCACAGGCUCUACCACCCUUGCCACGUUCUGGUUCAAAUCCAGAACACUGUCAGAAAGUUAAGAAAGCAAAACUAAUGUACUGGAGGAGGGAAGCGCUGAGGUCUGCUGCAGUUUCCCAUGUUCUCUUUAUUGCUCAUCACUGCAACAGCCACAACCUCACAAAAGCAACUUGAAGCUUCUUUCCUAAAUGGGCAGUGCUAUUGAUCUCUAUCACUACAUCCCAAGGUCUGCAGGCAGCUGGUGACAGUGCAGUUCCAACAGGGCAGCAUCUGCAUGGGAGCGCCUUAUGUGAUCUUGUUAGAGAAAAGUGGACAGAGCCCCAGAGAGUGUCUCAGGGUUCUAAGAAUUACAGGAGGAAACAAAAUGCAUGUUCCCACACUGGUGUGACAGUGUCUCUAAGGAGCACUGUGAUAGGCUGGCUAGGGGAGAUGUGUCUUGGGUUCCAUUCCCACACGAGUCUGCAGAAGGCACAUGUCUUAUAAGAGUGACAUGAACUAAGUGCUAGCCUGGUUAGGUUUAAAGUCGCAGACAGAGUGGAAGUCGGGGUAGUGUGUUCGACAAGACUCUGACCAUAUUACAGCAUUGACUUUCUACAAUAUAAAUGGCAAAUGGUGAGAGGAAGACUUCCUCCCACUCCUUACCUCUGCCUCCAUGGGCUCACAGAGGGAAGAGUCCUGUCCCUAGGGUGGCCCUCAGCCGUCGCUCUCCUCUGUGCUAGUGAAGGCUAGGUGAGUAAGAGUGGGCUUUUCAACCCACCACCUGCCCAGGAGCUGUUGUAUACCUCAUUUCUAACUCUAAGUAGCUUGCUUUAACUUCCUCUCAACCCUACAGAGUUGCCAAGUCUGCCCUCCGUCUUCUCAGCAAGGUUAAACUCUGGCCUAUAGCAUCAUAAGACCUGUGGCCUGGGGUGGGACUGCCCCUCCCCCACCCCGCCCCAAAGCCUCCAAAUGUCUCUACUUCUAAGCUACUACAAACUGAGGGCAAAUUGCAAUCUCCUGUUUGUUUUUGUUGCUAGGGAUCUUCACAUGUCUCUUACCAUGUUUCCCCCACCACCUUGCCUUCAAGGACUGCCAGCUCUCCUCUCCCCAUCUGCCCCGUAUUUCUAACUGCUGGAUAUAUAUAUAUAUAUAUAUAUAUAUACACACACACACACACACAUCAGCUUCUGCCCUUGCUUUUUCCAAGUGGAGUCAAGGCUGACCUUUCCCCUCUGAAGCCUUGGGGUUCUGCUCAUUGCCAGGACUUGGUAGAAAGGACACAAAGGUUCGUUUAAGCUGACCUAAGCUACACUUUUCACUUGUUUCCUGUGUGACAUGACCAAAAAAAAUUCCAAAUAUUUAAGUUUAUUAUUAAUAUAAUAAUAAUUAUUAUUUGACAAUCUUAUAUCCGACGGGCUUUCUGGAAGCUGCUUCUCCAGCCCUUUCAACGUUUUCUUUGAAUGUAGUUCUUAACUUGCAAUUCCCACCCCCAAAGUUGGGGGGAAAAAUGCUUAGCCAGGUCAGGUCAUAAUUCUGCUGCUAUAAGCCAGGGGAGGGUGGUUUCUUUGUUUUGUUUUGUUUUGUUUUUCCAUUUCCAGCCAAAACCAAAGAUUUCUUAAUGAUUGUAUAAACUCAAAACAAACAAAAAAACCAAAGAAAAGGGAAGUCUUCGGCCUCAAUCCAGUCUGUGGCGUCCUGGCACUUGGAGGCAUGCCAAAGGGUAGGUGGGGACACCUGGCCAGCUCAGAAGGGCGAGCAAGUCUUUUCUAAGUUGAGGGAUUCAUUCAGAUGCAUGCUCAGGAGUUUUGGCCCUUGCUCGCUUGUGAGCAUAGCAUGCAUGAAAAAAAAUUGGAACAUCAGAAUUUUCAAAACAAAAGCCAAAGUCCCAUCAGCACCAUAACUCAUGUAACAGCGGCCAGGGUCACCACUAGAGCUUAGCACAGGGCCUUAGAGCUGGGAGCUGCUACAGGGUGGCCAGGGACUCCACAGAGUGGGGACGCUGAAGACGCUGGCACAGGAUUGGCUACUCUGCUGGGUGCUUUCACCUUUGGGGCGGAGUCUCAACCCAAGGGCCCUUCUGAGUUCUGAGCCUUCUAUCUCUUUCUGUUACUGCAACUGCUUCGAAGUGGCUGUCCUGUCUGUGAGGAAACAUGCAGAACAAUUGUCAAACUUUUCCUUAUCUUGUUUCUAGUUUUGUUUCCUUUUGCAGCACCACUGUGCAACUAUGCAUUGUAUUUCAUAACCUUUGUGCUAGGUAGAUGCCUGUGACUUUUUAACUUGGGGGCGGGUGGGUCGGGGGUUGCAAAUGAAGGAAAUUUUUACAUGGAUCUUUUUAAUCUCAGUUGAUUGGGGGAGGGGGGUUUUUGGUUCUAGGGUCAUACAAGCUCUAUCCCAAAGCAAAAUCCAAAUGUUAAUAAUACUAGCCUGAUGCAGAUACCAAAGACAAUUUCCUGCAGAACCUUAGACUUGUGUAUUAAGUACGAUUACCCAGCACUUGCAUUAGUCUGACCUCAGUAAUUCCAAAGCUUAGAUGUAUAUUUUGGUAUAUUUCCAGGAUAUUAAAAAAAAUGUCGUUUAACUUCUUGUUUGUUUCAGUGUAAUGCUCUUAAAGUCAUCGCAUGAAAUAACUGCGCUGUCCUAUUCUUGGUAGUUUGAAAUAAUAGUAUUUUUGUAUGUUUUGGGUGUGUCUAUGUAUUAACAUAACAGUUUUCACUGCCUAGGUGUUCAUAAUAAAAAUGAAAGGUCCUGAGUGUACAUACUGUUCAGUAACAAUCUCCACCAGUGUCCACGCGUGUGGAGUCACUGACAAUUGCCCAGCUGGGGUCUGGUUUUAAAGAGACGGUGAUUGUGUUUUUCUAAAGAUGUUUGCUUCUGUCUUUAAGUAUCUUAACUUCCCCACUUGUUUUUUCCUACUUUUUUUUAUUAAUAUUGAUUCAGGGGUGUUUUUCCACUGUUGUCAAGGGAGGAACACAAGGGAACUGGCACCUUGGCCUCCCAAAAUAUGUUAUUUUAUGUAUUUUAAAAUGUGAGUUUUGAGUUCUUCUUUGUGGAAACUUACAAUAUGAUGUACGUGAUUCUUUCCAGAAUUGCCCAGCCGCUUUAAUGAGGCAGCGGCAAUUCCUGGGUAGUUUAUUGGGUGUCCUCUUACAUUUCUCCUUAGGAUGACUUUGCAGUCUGGGUGGCUAUUGUAUAGCCUCACUGCCCCAGAGCAUCUAUCUGUAGCCAUUUCUCCUUCAAUGGGAAUAUUUUAUUAUAAGAUUCAGCUGAUAACUCGAGCACCGGCCCUAGUUAUCUGUGCCCCUGGGAAAUGUGUUUUUCUUGGUUUGGAAAAUCUGAAACCCAAACACUUCUACUUCCUGGGAUUAGCUGAUAGCUGAUAGCUCCUGAGGCCUGGGGAAGUGGAGACUGUGAGCGAGAGGUGCUGUCUCUUUAAAAGUGCCCUUUAUGUGAUUCCCCUCCGGGGACUGCCAGAGGGGCUAGGGCUUGGGAGAGAUUGUGUGGGUGCCAGUCAAUCAGAAUGAAAUGGUGGGUUUUAUGUAGAUGCAUUUGUCUGCUGUAAUUUUUUAUAUAUAUUAAACUUACUGUAACUGUACAGUUCCAAUUUCUGUUGUACAACAUUAAACCAUUUUCCAAGUGUUUUCA
Molecule: messenger RNA, 13191 nt
Organism: Mastomys coucha (southern multimammate mouse)
Lineage: Eukaryota; Metazoa; Chordata; Mammalia; Rodentia; Muridae
Gene: Pou2f1
Product: POU class 2 homeobox 1
Exons: 16
Coding region: 266-2536 (756 amino acids)
Biological process (GO): regulation of transcription by RNA polymerase II
Cellular component (GO): nucleus
Molecular function (GO): DNA-binding transcription factor activity, RNA polymerase II-specific; RNA polymerase II cis-regulatory region sequence-specific DNA binding
Source: RefSeq, a predicted model, not a curated record